AUGGCGAGCCCCGCACGCCCGCGGCAGGAGCUGGCGGCCGAGGAGCGGCGGCUCCGCGGCGCGGCCCCGACGGUGCCCCGCGACGGCAAGCGGGAGGCGGCGGGGGAGCGGCUGGUGCUGCUGGAGCUGCGCCGCUGCGGGCGGCCGCCGUCCCCCGGCCCCGGCCAGCGGCAGGAGGAGGGGGAGGAGGAGGAAGACGAGGGGGAGGCGGCGGCGGGCGAAGAUUGCUGCGGCAAGUGCAAGAAGCGGGUGCAGUUCGCCGACUCGCUGGGGCUGAGCCUCGCCAGCGUCAAGCACUUCAGCGACGCCGAGGAGCCGCAGGUGCCGCCCGCCGCGCUGUCGCACCUGCAGAGCCCGCCCGGCGAGGAGCGGGACCCGCCGCCGCCCGGCGCCGACCCGCCGCCGCCCGCGCUGCUCCUGGUGCCCGACUUCCCCGACGGCGGCGAGCCCAGCGCCGAGCGGCUGCGGCGGCAGCACGUCUGCCUGGAGCGCCUGGGGCGGCCCGCGGCGCCCACCGACGUGCGGGGCACGGUGCGAGUGCUGGGCGGCCCCGGGCCCAGGGAGGUGACGGUGCGCUACACCUUCAACGAGUGGCUCUCCUUCGUGGACGUGCCGGCCGCGCCGCUGCCCCCCGAGCCGCCGGCCGAGCGCUACGGCUUCACCCUGUGCGUCCCGCCGAGCCUGCGGGAGGGCUCGGCCCUGCACUUCGCCAUCCGCUACCGCAGCCCGCAGGGAGAGUUCUGGGACAACAACGGAGGCCGCAACUACACGCUGCGCUGCUGCGGCUGCCCCGGGGGCGGCCCCGCCGCCGCCCCGCCGGGCCCCGCCGCACCCCGCUACUGA
Agelaius phoeniceus (red-winged blackbird) is the source of this 843-nucleotide messenger RNA. RefSeq names its product protein phosphatase 1 regulatory subunit 3G (gene PPP1R3G). Gene Ontology annotation, biological process: regulation of glycogen biosynthetic process. Lineage: Eukaryota; Metazoa; Chordata; Aves; Passeriformes; Icteridae. Gene Ontology annotation, molecular function: protein phosphatase 1 binding; glycogen binding. The record is from RefSeq and is a predicted model, not a curated record. Gene Ontology annotation, cellular component: protein phosphatase type 1 complex.